Exophiala xenobiotica is the source of this 1023-nucleotide messenger RNA. RefSeq names its product 40S ribosomal protein S2. Gene Ontology annotation, molecular function: RNA binding; structural constituent of ribosome. The record is from RefSeq and is a predicted model, not a curated record. Lineage: Eukaryota; Fungi; Ascomycota; Eurotiomycetes; Chaetothyriales; Herpotrichiellaceae. The coding region runs from base 95 to 880 and encodes 261 amino acids. Gene Ontology annotation, cellular component: ribosome; cytosolic small ribosomal subunit. The transcript has 2 exons. Gene Ontology annotation, biological process: translation.
CCUUUGUGGGAGCAGCAUCAAUUCAGUUCGACACCACCUUUCGAACCACACAGCGCAUUCUCGGUAAUCCAGACAACGCGCAUACUCAUACAACAUGGCUGACGCUCCUCGUGGUGGACGUGGUGGAUUCGGUGACCGGGGUCGUGGUGACAGAGGCCGGGGCGAUCGUCGAGGACGACGAGGACCUCGCCGUGGUGGUGCCAAAUCUGACGAGAAGGAAUGGCAACCAGUCACCAAGCUGGGCCGUCUUGUGAAGGCUGGCAAGAUCCAGAGCAUGGAACAAAUCUACCUGCACUCUCUUCCUAUCAAGGAGUACCAAAUUGUCGACUGGUUCCUGCCUAAGCUGAAGGACGAAGUCAUGAAGAUCAAACCCGUCCAGAAGCAAACCCGUGCCGGUCAACGAACUCGAUUCAAGGCUAUUGUGAUCAUUGGCGACAGCGAAGGCCACGUCGGUCUCGGUAUCAAGACCUCCAAGGAAGUCGCAACAGCUAUCCGUGCCGCCAUUAUCAUUGCCAAACUCUCCGUCCUCCCUAUCCGAAGAGGUUACUGGGGUACCAACCUCGGUGAGCCUCACUCUCUCCCUACCAAACAGUCCGGCAAGUGUGGUUCCGUCAACGUCCGCAUGAUUCCUGCUCCUCGAGGAACUGGCCUUGUCGCCUCGCCCGCUGUCAAGAGAUUGUUGCAACUUGCUGGUGUUCAGGAUGCAUACACUUCAUCCGCUGGAAGCACAAAGACGUUGGAGAACACCCUCAAGGCUACUUUCGUUGCUGUGAGCAACACAUACGGUUUCUUGACUCCCAACCUGUGGAAGGAGACCAAGCUCAUCAGAAGUCCUUUGGAAGAGUACGGUGAUGUUCUGAGAGAAGGCAAGCGCUACUAGAGGGCGAAAACAGACAUGAGCAGGGGAUAGUCGGUUGCAUUUUCCAGCGAGCAUAACUACCGCUGCAGAUGGCGUAUGGACGCAAGCUCACGUCUGUACUUGAGAGAAGUCUAUGAUUCGAUAUGAUUCAUCCAUGUUUCCUG